UGGAGUUGCGAGGUUUGCACUCUGAUGAAAAGGUUUUUUUUUCCUUCCAGUUUCUGUGAGUUCUUACUUGUGAUUUGUUUGAAUUGUUGAUUUCUAAGGUUCUUCAGGUGAUUAUAUGUUCUGAACGAUCCAAUCCUUUUCCAUGCUGGGAUCGGAUUCUAAUUGCCCUCCUCUUCCUGUUCUGGGAUUCUUCUGGUUCUGUGCUUGUGGGAUCCCAUACGAAGCGAGGGAUUAUCUGGAGUUCGUUAUUUGAAUCCAAUUCUCCCGUAGGUGCAUUUCGGCGUGAGUUGCAUCAGGUUGCGCUACGAUUGCGCGCAACCUGAACUGCCUGACUUGGGAUUCACGCGAUUAAGACUUGAUAAGUGACCCCUUUGUGAUCGAGCGAUUUACCGAAUAAUCUUUUGCUCCUCGUCUGCAAGUCCCGAUUUUUCCCCCUGUUUCAUUGGUGUUCCUCAGUUUGGUCGAUUGGAGAGAGGGAGCCGGAAUCAGGAGUAGUUUAUGUAGGGUGCUGGUUGUGGUUUGGAUCUCCUCCGUUUUCCCUCUCGUCGGGAAAAUGGAGAAGGAAGCGAGGAACCACUACCACACGCGGGGCUCCUCGCGCGGUGGCGCGGCGGCAGAGCGCGACCUGCUUCUGCAGUGGGGCAACCGGAAGCGCCUGCGCUGCGUCAAGGUGCAGCGCCGCGACGUCGAGGCCGCCGCCACCGCGGCCGCCGAGAAGGCGGCUGUGAGCCAGCGCCGCGCCGCCGCGGCAGCAGCUGCAGCCGCGCAGCACCACCCAACCGGCCACCCCCACCACCGCGUCCCCAGGAACUCGGAGGAGCUUUCAGUCAUGAAGUUGCCAGCACAGCAACAACAGAACGGGAUUCGCACAGUUGCCUCACCAGACAGGGAGCGCCCUGGUCGAGGUAACAACAACAAUAAUGGAGCUCCACCGACAUUUCCAGAUGACAAUAAGGGCUCUUCAUCAGGAAGUGAGGGGACAAUUUGGCCGAAUUUCGCAAUCACCCUGACAAACAGAGAGAAGGAAGAGGAUUUCUGGGUGUUCAAAGGAUCCAAGCUGCCCCAACGGCCCAAGAAAAGGGCCAAAGUCAUCCAGAGAACCGUCAAUUUUGUAUGCCCAGGAACGUGGCUAUGUGACUUGACUCUUGAAAGAUAUGAAGUCCGAGAGAAGAAGAAGGUUUCCAAGAAGCGCCCCAGGGGAUUGAAAGCUAUGCAUGACAUGGACAGUGACUCGGAAUAAAAAGAUCGCUGAACAUGAGAAGCUGAAUAUAAGAAAGAAGGCCAGCACAGAUCCAAUAGAUGAAGAUCGGCGGUAAAGUGUUCUUAUGGAAUGAUUGGUUGGCUCGCCACUUCUCGCACUAUCUUCUGAAAAUCAAUUUCUUCCAAAAGAACUUAUGGAGAUCGAGGAUGACAGAAAUGUCGGAAGCUGCACAGAAGAACACGGAGGGGCUGCAGGAGCAGGAAAUUUUCAAGCCUGCUUUUGUUAUUGUGAACAUUCGCUGCUACCCUGUAAAGAAGCAAUGCAUUUUUGCAACCCCUCAUGCUAAUACCGCUCGAGUACAUUUUGCAUUGUCAAAUGUCAAAGUAAUCCCGAAGCCAGUCCAGGUGGAUGUGUAGUAUGCACGGUGUCUGACAAUAACACUUCAUAUUAUUAUUAUUAGAAAAAAAUCUAUAUUACCUC
This is a messenger RNA of Phragmites australis (common reed), 1681 nucleotides long. RefSeq lists its product as uncharacterized. The transcript is spliced from 5 exons. The coding region runs from base 554 to 1240 and encodes 228 amino acids. NCBI's taxonomy places the organism in Eukaryota, Viridiplantae, Streptophyta, Magnoliopsida, Poales, Poaceae. The record is from RefSeq and is a predicted model, not a curated record.